GUGUGACAAAAAAGUAUUUACGUGGUUAUCCCCUUCUUCUCCCUCACUGGUUCGGGCCAGGCUCGACUCGACUCAGAAACUUCGCUACAACUAUUUGUUUCUCAGUCUUUCUCUUCUUCUAAUUUGUCAAAAACAAAAUGGCCGAGCGACAAGCAGUUGAUCAGCAGAAUCAACCAGAUCCGCCAUUGCAAUCCAAUCCAGCUCCAAAGGAAGAUAUGCUUACUUGUCUCGUUGCUUUAGAAGCUGCUUUGCUGCCAUGCUUACCUGCUAGAGAACUCCAGGCAAUUGACCGUUCACCCCAUCCUUCUCAUCAGAUUGAUGUGGAAAGGCAUGCCAGAGACUUUAUGGAGGCUGCUAAAAAGCUUCAACUCCAUUUGAUUGGCCUGCAACGUGAGGAUGAACCAAGUAGGGCUGAAACACUGAGGAAGGAGAUUGCUGUGAUGGAAGAAGAAUUGAAAGUUAAAACCGAGCUUAUCAAUAGACAUGAGAAAUUGAUUCAAGGGUGGAGAAAGGAGUUGAAAGACCAACUAGACAAACACCUAACUGAAUUGGAGAGGGUAUAGCUGAUGGCCAACAGGUUAAACAAUGUAGAGAGAGAUAUUGGUGGGUGGAUGUGUGAAUUCAAGCAUCUUUUGGAAGGGGCUUAGGAGGCUUUAAUUUUAACUUAAUUAUGACUUGCGCAAGUUGUCAACGACAUACUUUUAUCUGCCGUUUGUACAACUUGUAGAGCAUUUUGUUCAGCAUUGUUAGAAUCCAAAGUGUUGUCGGAUCCACAGAGAGGAAGGAUUGUAUGUUUAUGUUUAGGAUUGAAUCGGCUUUUCUUUGUUGACAGUCUGGUUUUGUGUAUUUAUUGUAACAACAAGAACAAAAAUUAGAUACAGAGACCUUAGCUUUCGCUCUUUCAGGCCUUGUUGCUCAGCGAAACCUAAGGAAUUCACAUUUCAUUAACAGAUUGGAAACAAAUUUUGAAGUUCGAUUAUGUGAAA
Humulus lupulus (European hop) is the source of this 986-nucleotide messenger RNA. Its product is annotated as mediator of RNA polymerase II transcription subunit 28. Lineage: Eukaryota; Viridiplantae; Streptophyta; Magnoliopsida; Rosales; Cannabaceae. The transcript has 3 exons. Gene Ontology annotation, biological process: regulation of DNA-templated transcription. Gene Ontology annotation, cellular component: mediator complex. The record is from RefSeq and is a predicted model, not a curated record. The coding region runs from base 138 to 563 and encodes 141 amino acids.